Messenger RNA from Hibiscus syriacus, 2041 nucleotides. Its product is annotated as indole-3-acetic acid-amido synthetase GH3.6-like. Gene Ontology annotation, molecular function: indole-3-acetic acid amido synthetase activity. The transcript is spliced from 3 exons. The record is from RefSeq and is a predicted model, not a curated record. Bases 95 to 1942 code for a protein of 615 amino acids. NCBI's taxonomy places the organism in Eukaryota, Viridiplantae, Streptophyta, Magnoliopsida, Malvales, Malvaceae. Gene Ontology annotation, cellular component: cytoplasm.
UGGCCUAUAUAUAUCUCCUUUGCUCUCGCUUCUUUUGCUGCACAGAAUUAGUAUUUCAAUAUUCAUAUCAUAUUUUUCAUAUUCAUCCUUUCUUAUGCUUCAGAAAGCCAUGCCGGAAGCUCCCAAAGCCUUAUCCGUCGAGGGUACCGUCGUCGAAAAUAACGACAAGGCAUUGAAAUUCAUCGAGGAUGUUACCAUUAACGCUGAUGAAGUGCAGAAGCGAGUUCUAUCCAAGAUUCUCUCUCGUAGCGCCGACACCGAGUACUUGCGAAGGAACGGUCUUAACGGGUGUACCGAUAGAGGAACGUUCAAGAAGGUGAUGCCAGUCAUUACGUACGAAGAUUUGAAGCCGGAUAUCGAGCGUAUCGCGAAUGGCGAUACGUCGCAGAUUCUUUGCUCACAUCCCAUAUCAGAGUUCUUAACAAGCUCGGGUACGUCUGCCGGCGAGCGAAAGCUGAUGCCGACGAUAGACGAGGAACUCGAGAGGAGAUUGUUUCUUUAUAGCUUGUUAAUGCCUGUGAUGAGUCAAUUCGUUCCGGGUUUGGACAAAGGGAAGGGAAUGUACUUUUUGUUUGUGAAAUCAGAAGCUAAGACCCCGGGUGGACUCGUGGCUCGUCCUGUUUUAACCAGCUACUACAAGAGCUCAUAUUUUAAAAAUAAGCCUAACGAUCCCUACACCAAUUAUACAAGCCCAAACGAAACCAUUCUCUGCCUGGAUUCUUACCAGAGCAUGUAUUCUCAGUUGCUUUGCGGUCUAUGUCAAAAUGAAAAAGUCGUUCGGGUAGGUGCGGUUUUCGCCUCUGGUUUCAUUCGAGCAAUUCACUUCCUUCAAAAACAUUGGGGUCUUCUUUGUAACGAUAUCCGAACCGGAACUAUCGACCCGAAGAUCACUGAUCCUUAUGUAAGAGAAGCCGUCUCGAAAAUCCUGAAACCUAACCCCAAGCUUGCUGAUUUUGUUGAGGCAGAAUGUAGCAAUGGGUCAUGGAAAGGGAUCAUAACUAGACUGUGGCCUAACACUAAGUACAUAGAUGUUAUUGUCACAGGUACCAUGUCUCAGUACAUUCCUGCACUAGAUUAUUACAGCAACUCCCUCCCCCUUGUUUGCACCAUGUACGCGUCGUCCGAAUGUUAUUUCGGAAUCAAUCUCGACCCGCUUUGCAAGCCUAGUGAGGUAUCCUACACCCUUAUCCCCACCAUGGCGUAUUUCGAGUUCUUGCCGGUGACUAGGGAAAAUGAGUUAAUCAGUACCAUCUCCGAACCAACGACCCUGAAUGACGAAGAGAAACAACAACUUGUCGAUCUUGUCGAUGUCAAACUAGGACAAGAAUAUGAGCUUGUUGUCACAACAUAUGCAGGUCUUUAUCGAUACCGAGUCGGAGACAUACUUCGUGUAUCCGGAUUCAAGAACAACUCCCCACAAUUCAAUUUCAUAUGUAGGAAAAACGUUGUGCUCAGCAUUGAUUCCGAUAAAACCGACGAGGUUGAACUCCAAAACGCAGUGAAAAACGCUGCAAAUCAACUCGGGCAAUUCGAAGCAUCUCUGGUGGAAUACACCAGCUAUGCGGACACAUCGGCGACUCCCGGUCACUACGUGCUGUACUGGGAACUCAGUGUUAAAGAUGCAAAUUCGAUCCCUCCGUCAGUUUUCGAGAAUUUUUGCUUCACGGUCGAAGAAUCACUCCACAGCGUGUACCGACAAGGGCGGGUUUCUGACAAGUCCAUCGGGCCAUUGGAGAUAAGAGUAGUGGAGAAUGGCACAUUCGACAUGCUCAUGGACUUUGCUCUAACGCAGGGUGCAUCAAUAAACCAGUACAAGACACCAAGGUGCGUCAAGUAUGCUCCCAUUAUCGAGCUUCUAAAUUCGAGAGUCAUUUCGAGUUAUUUCAGUCAGAAAUAUCCGAGAUGGAGCCCCGGUCAGAAGCAAUGGUGCACUCAAAAUUGAACAAGUUGAGCAUUGAGCAUCUUUUCUCUGUAAUGAAAAACAACGGAAGAACUGUUUCACUUCACAUUUAGUAUGAAUGGUUUGAACUUUUAUAAACUU